Molecule: messenger RNA, 1866 nt
Organism: Colossoma macropomum (tambaqui)
Lineage: Eukaryota; Metazoa; Chordata; Actinopteri; Characiformes; Serrasalmidae
Gene: polr3d
Product: polymerase (RNA) III (DNA directed) polypeptide D
Exons: 9
Coding region: 408-1598 (396 amino acids)
Biological process (GO): transcription by RNA polymerase III
Cellular component (GO): RNA polymerase III complex
Molecular function (GO): DNA binding
Source: RefSeq, a predicted model, not a curated record
UAAAACUCCGCCCAUGUCUAACUUGUCCUGUUUUAAAUUUCGUUAUUCAGCAAACAGCCGUUUUUUUUUGGCCCGUUUUUUGAAGGUCGAUUAACAGCUAGAAUUCGGGUAAAUACUUCACCGUUUUCUUCCAGGGCUGUAAACUGUUAUAUAGCCUGGUGGCUACUUAUUUAGCAGCUUAGCCGCCGGUAGCUGAGCUCGGCCAUGUGUUGUGUCCAUGUGUUUACAGUAGGAGGGAAGCUGCCCUCUGAGGCGGCCGACACGGUUUGGUAUUCUAGGAGGGAUGUUAUGUUGGCAUAAACACGGCUGUGAGUGAGGAGUGUGAACAGUGAGGCUGUGCGGCUGGUUGUGGUUGAGAAAAAGCUGGACUGGUCUCUUCCAGCGGUCAGUCAGUCAGUCAAGUGAGGAUGGCCACCCCAGGCUCCGGUGAUGCUGGACCACCCCGGACCACUCAGCCUGGAGGUGGGGGCAGGGGUGCGGUGCUCGGCCGCAGGCUGCCUGCUGCUAUUUCUCCCGGCCGCCUCCCCACCAUGCGCUCCAGAGACCUCACGCUAGGAGGAGUGAAGAAGAAAACAUUCACACCCAAUAUCAUCGGCCGUAAGAGUAAAGAAGAACUGAAAGCUGAUGAAGGACCCAGGAGAGAGAGGAAGGAUGCGGAUCGAGGGCGACAGAGAGAUGGGCGCGGCAGGGGGCGGGGCCGCCCAGAGGUCAUCCAGUCGCAUUCCAUCUUCGAGCAGGGCCCUGCGGAGAUGAUGGCCAAGAGGAGAGGUGUGUAUGAUGACAUGCGAGAAACUCCCAACAGCGGACCCUCCCCCAUCAUCAACAUUAAGAAGGAGAAGAGAGAGACGGAGGAGGAAACCAAAGAGAUUCUGCGCAAGCUGGAGAGAGACAAUUUUCUAGAUGACCCUCACUUGAGGAGCGAGGCACGGAGCUGUCCCGUCCAGCUUCCCCUGGCUGUGUCCGGCUGGAUCUUUAAGGAGGAGUUUGAGGAGGACACUAAGAUAGGCCUCAAAAUGGAGAGCAACUGUGGAGAAGCUGAACCAAUGAACACUGAAAGCUCUGGAACUGUUACAGUUAAACAAGAACCUCCUGAGGUACCUGAGGUAAAGAAGGCGGAGCCCAUGUUAAGGCCGCCGCCCAUACAUGAGCCCGAUUCGCUGCCUGACCUGCUUGAGGCCUGGAGUCAGUGUAAAGAGGAGGAGCUGCUCUUCAUGCAGCUUCCUGAUUCGCUACCAGGCCAGCCGCCCACAACUGACGUAAGACCAACCAAAACAGCUGUCCAGUCAGAGGAUGGUCAGUCCAUGCUGCAGAAAACUGAAGGCCAGCAGGAGGAGGCUGAAGAGGAGAACAGCUGCUGCCUGAAGGACCUGCAGGAGGGUUUGGUGGGCCGGAUGCUGGUGAGGAAAUCUGGCAGAGUGCAGCUCAUCCUGGGGAACAUCACGCUGGACGUGGCUUUAGGGACCCCCUGCUCUUUUCUUCAGGAGUUGGUGUCCGUUGGGACAGAAGGCAGAAGAGGGGAUCUGUCUGUGCUCGGCCACAUUAAACACAGACUGGUUUGUUCACCUGACUUCCAGGCUCUUCUGGAGAACAGAGCUUGAGGUGUGUGUGUGUGUGUGUGUGUGUGUGUGUGUGUGUGUGUGUGUGUGUGUGUGUGUGGAGAACAGUGUGUAUCUGAAUCUGUGUGACUCCUCCACUACAUUUUUUCAGAGAUGUAUUAUUUAUGAGCAGGAGAUGCAGGACUUGGGUUUGAAUGACAUUUAUUUAUGUACAUAAUUAAACUUAUUCGAGGAGACUAAUUGCUCUGAUGCUGUAGAUCCUGAAACAUGUUUAAAUAAGAUGGAAUGAUUAAAGUCGUAUUUAACAUUU